Entamoeba invadens IP1 is the source of this 4518-nucleotide messenger RNA. Its product is annotated as protein serine/threonine kinase, putative. The record is from RefSeq and is a predicted model, not a curated record. Gene Ontology annotation, biological process: protein phosphorylation. The transcript has a single exon. Gene Ontology annotation, molecular function: protein kinase activity; ATP binding. Lineage: Eukaryota; Evosea; Mastigamoebida; Endamoebidae. The coding region runs from base 1 to 4518 and encodes 1505 amino acids.
AUGUUGAUCACUUUUCUGUUGUUGAUAUUUGUGGUUACAAAAGGGAUGAAAUGGUGUAGAUAUGGUAAUGUAAUUCGCUGUGUUAUAGAAGAAGAAAACAAUUAUACAUCUUGCAAUAAUUUAGCAACAAACAAUAGCAUAACAUAUGAUAAAUUCGACACAUCGAUCACAACAUUUCAUUGCGAAAUUAGAACCAAUUUGGUUCUUGAAAAUCCUCCCCGAAAUUUAACUUCGAUGCUAUUUUCACCAUCAAACUCGACUUUUUUAUUUACACUCAUCGCCCCAACGCAAACACAAACAAAAGUAGUUUUAACAACAUCUACAGUAAAUUGUGACGUCACCUGUUCUACGUGUAAUGGGCCGACUUCAUCCGAUUGUUUGACGUGUUAUAAAUACGGAAAGAUGACUCAAACUCCUCCAAACAGAUGUGAAUAUUGUCUUCAUUGUGACAACGGCUGUACCCAAUACAGUGGAGGAGGGUUUUAUUGUCGUUUAUGCGACAAAGGGUAUCAUUUAAGUGUUGAUGGUGUUUGUGAAUUACAUGUAAAUAGAGGAGAUACAAACAAUCAAACAAUGAAGGGUGUGAUAUGUCCUGAAGGUCAAUAUGUAGACGUUAACAAUGUCUGUCAAGAUUGUUAUUACGACUGUAAAACGUGUAAUUCGAGUACUAAGUGCCUCAAAUGCAAAGAGUCCAAUAAAGCAUUAAUUAAUGGAAUCUGUUAUUAUUGUCCCAGUGCAUGCGCAACGUGUUAUGGAAGAAACAAUGGAGAAUGUACUUCUUGUACAAGUGGUUAUUAUUUAAAGGACGAUUACUGUAAAGAAUGUACAUCAAAUUGCUCAUAUGGAUGCAAUAAAGUGGGUAAUGUAUGUACUGAAUGUUUAACAGGAUCAUUUGUCAAUGAAACUGGGUCAUGCAUUUCAUGUACUGAGAUAUCAAAUUGUGAUGCAGAAGGAUGUCAAAAUGGACAAACAAAAUACUGUGAGAAUUGUAUCAAUGGGUUUGAAUCUGUUAAAGGUGUCUGUGUCUGUCCAAAUGAAACGUUUCAAUACUCACAAAAUAAGUGUAAAUGGUGCACUUAUGGAUGCAACACAUGUACUGGUGAAAAUGCAAAUCAAUGCACUUCUUGUUUAAAUAAAUAUUUUUUGGCUAACAAUUCGUGCAUUAAAUGCAAUAAAAAUUGUGUUUCUGGAUGUGAUGAUGGUGUCACAAAAUGCAAGACAUGCUCCAUUGGAUAUUACGUUUUAAAUGGUGUUUGUGUGUCAUGCACAACAAUUCAAAAUUGUGAUACUAAAGGAUGUGACACUGGCGAUACUCCAUAUUGCAAUAUUUGUGCCAAUGGAUUUGUGGCUACCAAAGGCAUUUGUGUAUGUCCAGAAGGGCAUUAUAUAAACAGUCAAAAUGUCUGUCGAUUGUGUUACGAAGACGAAAACAACUGUAAAACUUGUGGAAUACAGUCAAAUAACACAAUGAAGUGUACACAGUGUUAUUCGCCUUUUGUUUUAACAUCUUCUGGUCAUUGUCAAAACUGUCAAAGUUAUGAAUUUUUUAAUAAAACGACUUUAAAGUGUGCUUUUAAUGAUGAAAAUUGUAAAUCUAACAUUAAAGAGGAUGUUUGUAUAGGUUGUAGUGAUAUGGCAUUUUUAAGUGAAAAUAAGUGUUUAACUCCAAGUGGAGAGUGUUCUUUGGUUUCUUUAUCAAAUUGUGAAAUGUGCAACAACGGAGUGACAGUUGGUACGCUGUGUUCAAAAACAGUUGAGAGUUGUAAAUAUUACAAAGAAACAAAAGACAACAUCAAGUGUUUGCAAUGUAACGACAGCGCUUUUUUCGAUAUAAAAACUACAAAAUGUAAUAUAUUAGUUAACAAUGUGACAUAUAGAAAUAAUCACAUGUAUAAAUGUGGUGUUAAUGAAUAUAAAAAUGAAGAAGACAGUUGUCUAAGUUGCGGAGAAUUUAAUUCGAAAAAGUGUUAUCAUAUGAGUAAUAAAACAAUUCAAAUCUUAUCAUGUCAAGAAGGGUAUAUUUAUGACUAUAACAACAAUAUAUGUGAAGCACCAGUAAAUUGUAAAUUGAAAGCGGGAAAUGACUGUUUGAGUUGUACUGAAUUUAAUAUGAAUAUGACAACCAAUAAAUGUCAUUUAUGCGAAUUAGUUGACCACUGUAUUAUAUAUAAAAAUGAUUGUACUUGUUAUAAUUGUUCGAGUGGAUAUCUUCUUGACAAAAAUCAAUGUAUUUCAAUAGAGAAAUUACACUGUGAAAUAUCAAAUGAGUUUAAUUGUGUGAAAUGUGUCAAUGGAUAUAUAAGAAACACUUUAAAUGAUAUAAAUAAUUUAAAUGAAGAAAAUACUGCAUAUUGCCAACAACAAAAAAAUAAUAUUAAAUAUUCUAAGUACGACUUAAAAGGAGAAAUUAACAUUUUUGAAUGUAUUAAAAAUUAUUUCUUAUUUAACCAGACAUGUGAAGAACAAUUAGCACAAAAUUCAGUGUUAAAAACAAAUGAAAAUUUAGAGUGUAGAAUUCAAUCAAGUAAAGGAUGUAUAUCAUGUCAAGAAGGAUAUUUUAACGACCACAACUCCUGUUUUAAAUGCGAAAAUAACUGUCAAACUUGUUCGAACAAAACACACUGUUUGACAUGUGAUCGAUCAAAUAAUAUGCUUUUGACUUCAGAACAUACAUGUGAGGAAUCUACUUUAAGUCUGAAGUGUUUACAGCCGAUGGCAGGUAACGUUGGAUGUGCCAUAUGUCGUGAUGGCUAUUAUUAUAAAGACAAAGAUUGUAUCAAAUGUGACAAGUCUUGUUCCACCUGUAAAAACGGCAUUUCUUGUUUAAAGUGUUCACUCAAUUAUUUCUAUGAUAUAGAAGAGAAUUUAUUAUGUAAUAGUUAUGAUUCUCUAAUACAAUGCAAAGAAAAAACACAAGAGGGGUGUGUUCAAUGCAACGAGGGGUAUUAUAUAAAGACGCCUUAUUGUGAAAAGUGUCCUCAAAACUGCACUUCUUGUGUGUCGUCUACUCAAUGUGUGACUUGUAUAGAAAAUUAUGUGAUGAUCAAUAAUAAAUGUUUAUAUCAUUCAACUAUAGAAUUCUGUAUUAAAUCUAAAAAUAACAUUUGCACGAAAUGUAAUCAGAACCAUCGACCCAGUGAUGAUGGAAUGAUGUGUCUUGUUGAUUAUUUCGUUAUUAUUGGAGUUCCGAUUAUAGUAACAACAAUAGUUAUUUUUAUUAUAAUUAUAGUAAUUGUUGUACUGAUCUACUUCCUUCAAAAAAGACGCAAAGAAAUAGAAAAGAGAGAUGUUUGCGUAUUUAAAAUGAAUAAAUCGAAUUUAAUUUUCCAUUCAAUAACAAAGGAAUUGUGUUCGAAUAAAAAGGUGAUGGUCUUUGAAGGAAAAGAUGAGAGCUGUGAAAUUGAAGUGAACAAGGAGAGUCGUGAAUUAAUAUGUUUGGGGAACACCACAUCGCAUCGCUUGAAAAUUCAAAUGAAAGUGAAAGAGGGAAACGAUGUCUAUGAAAUUCGAAGUGAACCUCCUCUGAUAUCUUUAAAGCCGCACUUCGCCUGUGAAUUUGAAAUCUUUUUGAAACCAAAUUUUUCAACAAAAAUCGAAGAUACCAUUGCUUGUGUCACACUUGAUCUUGUAGAAGGCACACAGAAAGUCGUUUACAUCAAUAUCAAAGCAACAACUAAGAUGUCCACUCGACUUGAUUAUCACGAAUUAAGAGAAGAAAAGAAAAUAGGUGAAGGUUCCUUUGGAAUAGUUUACAAAGGCUUUUACAGGGAGAAUUGUGUUGUGAUAAAAAUGAUGAAAAAUUCGACUCAGAUAGAAAGGGGGGUGAGUGAAUUUGAGAAGGAAAUUGAAAUGUUAGACAAAUUUAGAUGUGAGUAUAUCAUCUAUUUUUAUGGAGCAGUGGUGAUACCAAAUAAGAUGUGUAUGGUCACUGAAUUUGCACAAUUUGGGUCGCUACAGAACUUUAUAUAUUCGCAUAAGAGUAAUUCAAAUACAAUUAAUAUGAAAAUGAAAAUAAAGUUGAUGUUAGAUGCUUCAAAGGGAAUUUUGUAUUUACAUGAAAAUGGGAUCUUACACAGAGACAUUAAACCAGACAACAUUCUCGUGUUUUCACUCGAUACUAUUGACAAAGUAAAUGCAAAAUUAACUGAUUUUGGCAGUUCAAGAAAUAUUAAUUUACUGAUGACUAACAUGACAUUCACUAAGGGAAUUGGAACUCCUGUGUAUAUGGCGCCCGAAGUCUUAAAUCAAGAAAAAUAUAAAAAAUCGGCUGAUGUGUAUUCAUUUGGAGUGACUUUAUAUGAAGCUUUCAGUAUGAGUGAGGCUUUUCCAAUCGAACAAUUCCCAUUUCCUUGGAAAAUUGCGGAGUUUGUAACUGCAGGAAACCGACUCAAAAAGACGGACAUUAUAACUACAAAUGAAUAUGAACUAAUUACACGAUGUUGGGCACAUAACCAAAAUGAUAGACCAACUAUUAAUGAAGUUGUUGACGACAUCACUACGUUAUUUGCGUCUUAUUAA